AUGGCGCAGGCUGUGGCGGUAAGUUCAUCGAAUUUUGGAGCAUGGAGUGAGCUGGUGGAUGAGGGUAUGAAGACUCCGGCGGAGGUGGUGGUGGUUGAUACGAAUACUGCUGUUGUUGAUGAGGUGGCACAGAAUUUCGAUUUGGGGUUGGAGCAAAAGUUGAUUGAAAAGGUGGUGGAAAUGGACUGUAAGAAGCCAUGCCCAUUUCUGAGUUUUCGCUCCUUACACACAAAAUCCCAGGGGAGAGAGCUUAGUUGCGAGCUCUGA
Molecule: messenger RNA, 267 nt
Organism: Ilex paraguariensis (yerba mate)
Lineage: Eukaryota; Viridiplantae; Streptophyta; Magnoliopsida; Aquifoliales; Aquifoliaceae
Source: the annotation of a GenBank genome assembly